AUACAUCAUGCUUUAUCACAUGUUUCACGGCUGAUCCGUAUCGCGGUUAUGAUUUUUAUGAUUACAUCAGAUUACAGGAUCGCCACGAUAAAUGUGUAUAUAUAUUUUCGGUUCGUAAUGGCAUUUAUUUUAGUAUCCAGUUAACAUUUUCACGAUAAAACGAAAAGAAACAGUAAAAAGAAAAAAACCGGAAAAUAUGUUAGGCGUACUGUACGGCCGUCUACCGCGCGAGGUGCUGCACAACAAGAAACUGUGGUGUUUGACGAGAAAUACAUACAGCAGCGGAAUCAGGACACGAUUAAUAUUAUCUAGUAGAUUCCACAUUGCCGGGCGUAAUCCCGUGUUCCUUCCUCUCGGCGUCAGGUGUUGCAGCGGCAAUGUAAUUGAUCGUGCUCAGAAGAAGAAGAAUGUGCCGCAAUCUAAAUCUGUCGUGCCGCCAGUGAAAUUUGUAUCGGUUGUUACUGGACUAACCGGAGCAAAGCCUGGCCAACAAAAAAGAAACUGCUUUCAUCCUGGCGUCUCUGGUUUGAGCAGAGAUGCCAUUGAUUUACGCGAUAAACCGUCGAUCACCAGUACGGACAUGUUAAAAGCUAUGCUCAGAUAUAUUUGGCCAGAAGAUGAUCCAGAAAUCCGGAAAAGAGUGAAAAUAGCAAUGGGUUUACUUGUAGGAGCUAAGGUCUUAAAUGUUUUUGUGCCAUUUAUUUUCAAGUAUGCGAUAGACAUUUUAAAUGCCCAUACCGCAGCAAUGUCCGGCAGUGCUGUGAUGGAUUUAACAACCGCGCCUGCAACAGUCGCGACCGUAGCAACAUCACUACUUGUUGGAUAUGGAAUAGCACGGGCUGGAGCAGCCGGUUUCAGCGAACUUAGGAACGCGGUUUUUGCGAAGGUCGCACAGCACUCUAUUCGUAAGAUAGCGAAAAACCUUUUUGUGCACCUGCACAAUCUCGAUAUGGCUUUUCAUUUAAGCAGACAGACCGGUGCUUUAUCGAAGACAAUCGAUCGUGGUAGCCGUGGUAUCAAUUUCGUUUUAAACGCCAUGGUGUUUAACAUUGUUCCUACAAUAUUUGAGCUAGCAUUAGUUAGCGCAAUAUUAGGGAUAAAAUGUGGACCGGAAUACGCGGCCGUAGCGUUAGGUUGCGUGAGCGUUUAUGCUGCAUUCACAUUAACUGUUACACAGUGGCGCACCAAAUUCAGAAUACGUAUGAAUCAAGCGGAAAAUGAAGCAGGCAACAAAGCGAUAGACUCGCUCAUCAAUUACGAAACAGUAAAGUAUUUUAACAACGAAAAGUUUGAAGCGGAAAGAUACGAUCAAUCUUUGAAGAAAUACGAAACAUCGUCCCUCAAGACUAGCACGAGCUUAGCGAUGUUGAACUUCGGGCAGAAUGCCAUUUUCAGCGGUGCGCUGAGCCUCAUCAUGGUACUGGCGGCGCAAAAUAUCGUAAAUGGCACUAUGACUGUCGGUGACUUAGUGAUGGUGAACGCUUUGUUAUUCCAACUCUCAGUUCCUUUAGGCUUCCUAGGCUCUGUUUAUCGAGAAGUAAGACAAGCUUUUAUCGACAUGCAAACUAUGUUUGCCCUUAUGACAACGGACACUGCAAUUAAAUCAAAAGAAAAUGCACUAAGAUUUCACGUGACGCCAGAUUCGUCGGAAAUUCAAUUUAGAAAUGUAAAUUUCCAAUAUGUCGAAGGAAAGCCUAUUUUUAACAAUGUAUCGUUCACUAUAUCGAGUGGCAAGAAGGUUGCUAUUGUUGGAGGAUCUGGUUGUGGCAAAACUACAAUUGUGAGAAUGUUGUAUAGAUUUUUUGAACCACAGAGCGGCAAUAUUUACAUCAAUGGUCACAACAUUCAAGAUGUUGAUUUAGAGGACCUAAGACAAUGCAUUUCGAUUGUGCCACAGGAUACGGUACUUUUUCACGAAAGUAUAUUUUAUAAUCUGCACUAUGGUAAUUUGAGAAAAUCGCGCGACGAAGUUUUUGAAGCUGCGAGAAUGGCAAAUCUACAUGACUCGAUACUGAAAUGGCCGCAAGGAUACGAUACACCUGUGGGAGAACGCGGUUUGAAAUUAAGUGGAGGAGAAAAACAAAGGGUUGCAAUUGCCAGAGCAAUUUUGAAAAACAGUCCUAUAUUGAUCUUUGACGAGGCUACUUCUUCACUGGACUCCAUUACGGAACAUAAUAUACUUGACGCUCUGCGUAAAGCGACGGAAAAACGGACCUCAAUCGUGAUCGCGCAUCGUUUGUUGACAGUUAUGGAUGCCGAUGAUAUACUUGUGCUAGAUCAGGGUAAUUUAGUCGAGAGGGGCACACACCAGUCAUUGUUAUCUGUACCAAAUUCUUUGUAUAACAAAUUGUGGGAAACCCAAUAUUUAGGCAUGAAAAGAUCUCAAGAACAAAAAGAGAAAAGUCAAGCUGAACAGUUUAAUUAAAGAUAGGAUGAUCUAGGUAAAGAUACUAUUUAUCAUAUAACACUGAAUGAAAGUCUUAGUCUUUUCUAGGAAUUAAUUGCCACAAAUGUUGUUUCAUAAUUAGGAUUUGACAGAUACGUGAGAUAUACAAAAAUAAUUUCGUGAUAACAAAAUAUUACAGAGCUGUGCAUAAAAAUAUAAGUAUUAAAGAUAGACAACAAUAUUUGUUUUACAAAGUCAGUGUACAUAUUAAUAUUACAUUAGUAAUAAACAAAUGUUACGCUUGCAAUCAACUUAUUACAAAUAGCCUUCUUCGUUGUGUACAUAUAUUCUCAUGAAUAUUUCAGCCAAUUGACAACAAUACAGAUUAUUUUAUGAUAAUUUGUAAUACGUAUAUACAUACUUAAGUCAGCCAGAUGUUGCCAAAUGUUUUCACUUGUAACAUAUUUCAAAACUUAUGAAAAAUAUGUAAUUUAUUGUUCGAAAUAUAAUUUAACUGUAAAUAAAA
Molecule: messenger RNA, 2912 nt
Organism: Temnothorax curvispinosus
Lineage: Eukaryota; Metazoa; Arthropoda; Insecta; Hymenoptera; Formicidae
Gene: ABCB7
Product: ATP-binding cassette sub-family B member 7, mitochondrial-like
Exons: 11
Coding region: 197-2425 (742 amino acids)
Biological process (GO): intracellular iron ion homeostasis; transmembrane transport
Cellular component (GO): mitochondrial inner membrane
Molecular function (GO): ABC-type transporter activity; ATP hydrolysis activity; ATP binding
Source: RefSeq, a predicted model, not a curated record